AUGAGGACUACCACCUAUCUAGCUCUAGUGACUACAGGAAUAUUGAUCACCGUGUAUCUAUACAAGAAACUCUCUGAAUAUCUUACCAUUACAGACCUCGAACGCAAAAAUGGCUGCAUGCAGCCAAGGAUAUAUCCACACAAGGAUCCGCUUCUCGGCCUCGAUUUGUUCUUCAAGAUGGGCGCAGCGAUGAAAACUGGAAAAGUGCUCCAGACAAACCGAGAGCUAUACGCCACGUAUGGGAAAACCUUCCAGAGCAACUCCUGGGGAACACCGGUUAUUCACACCUGCGAAUCCGAAAACAUCAAAACGGUCCUCGCGCUUUCGUUUGGGAGUUUCGGAAAGGUGAAGGUUAAGCCGGAGAAAGGGGGUGGAUCGCUGGAGGCUCAGGGAAUCUUUACCGCGGAUGGGAAGAUAUGGCAACGCUCGCGUUCGCUCGUAAGACCCACGUUUGCGAGGACUGAGAUUUCUAAUUUUGCCGCUCUGGAGAAACACGUCGCGCGGUUUUUGGAUCUUCUUCCGCGUGAUGACUCGACGGUUGAUUUGCAACCGCUUACGAAGAAUUUGUUUCUGGAUGUCUCCACCGAAUUCCUGUUCGGUGAAUCGGUAGAAUCUCAAUCCCCAAAUGCCCCCUUCGAUGCUCGAGAAUUCCUCAAUGCAUUCGAUAUGACCAUGCGUGGUCUCGGCGCACAAAUGAUGCUCGGCAAGCUGAAAUUCAUUCGCGGUCGAGAUAUCGAGUGGAAAAAGGCUUUCGGGAAAGUGCAUGCCUAUAUUGACAAACACGUCUCUCGGGUUCUGGAGAGUCAGAAGAGUGCAGAGAAUACGGAAGAGGAAAAUGAGAGUACCGCUCAAAAACAUUAUGUACUCUUGAACGAAAUGGCAAAGGAGACACAAGAUCCGGUGGAUUUACGCUAUCAACUUUUCCAUGUAUUUAUUCCCGCUCACGAUGCGACGGGGAUAGCUGUUAGCGAUAUCUUUCUUCAUCUGGCUCGUGAUGCGCAUCGAUGGGAUAAACUGCGGAGAGAAGUACUCGCUGCGACGACCGGACAGGCGCUGAGCUUCGAAAUUCUUAAGUCAAUGAAGAACUUACGAUACGUGUUUAAUGAAAGUCUCCGUCUUCACCCCACCGCAGGAUUUCUACGACGAGUGUGCCACAAAGACACCGUUUUACCACUUGGCGGUGGCCCUGACGGUAAGGCCCCCUUCCUGAUCAGAAAGAGUAGUAAUAUUACAUGUGAUAUCCACGCAUUACAUCGCGACAAAAGCUACUGGGGCAACGAUGUCGAUAAUUUUCGUCCCGAGAGAUGGGAGACCUUGCAACCAACUUGGGAAUACCUUCCAUUUUCAGGGGGGCCGCGCAUUUGCCCUGCUCAGCAGAUGGUUUUUAUUGACUCGGCAUAUAUUAUUGUGAGAGUAAUGCAGAAGUCCUCGAAAAUGGAAAGUCGGGAUUCGAGACCUUGGACGGAACAGUUUAGGAUGGCGGUGGAGAAUGGGAAUGGGGUGAGAAUUAAAUUGGUGCAGGAUGAAUUGGAUGUUUAG
Messenger RNA from Botrytis byssoidea, 1539 nucleotides. RefSeq lists its product as uncharacterized. Bases 1 to 1539 code for a protein of 512 amino acids. The transcript is spliced from 3 exons. The record is from RefSeq and is a predicted model, not a curated record. Gene Ontology annotation, molecular function: iron ion binding; heme binding; oxidoreductase activity, acting on paired donors, with incorporation or reduction of molecular oxygen, reduced flavin or flavoprotein as one donor, and incorporation of one atom of oxygen. Lineage: Eukaryota; Fungi; Ascomycota; Leotiomycetes; Helotiales; Sclerotiniaceae.